Messenger RNA from Epithele typhae, 639 nucleotides. RefSeq lists its product as uncharacterized. The record is from RefSeq and is a predicted model, not a curated record. Lineage: Eukaryota; Fungi; Basidiomycota; Agaricomycetes; Polyporales; Epitheliaceae. The transcript has 8 exons. Bases 1 to 639 code for a protein of 212 amino acids.
AUGCAUUUCAUCACUGCAGUUACGGUCGUCGCCGCCCUCGCCGCGCACGUCGUCCUGGGACAACCUUUGACGGUCAACACGCUUUCCGGGGCUGUUCAGUGCGAGCCUGUUCAGUUCACAUGGGCAGGCGGGGCGCCGCCGUACUUUCUGGCUCUGAACCCAGCGGGACAAGCAAAUGCGCCAGCACUCAAACAGUUCCCGGUGCAGAACGGACAGAGCAUGACCUGGAUCGUGGACAUGGCCAGCGGGAGCUCAUUUUCGACGGUGUUGAAGGAUAGUACUGGAGCGCAAGCGUUCUCGGACAUCGUCACGAUUCAGCCCAACUCAGAUGACAGUUGCCUCCACGGGGGUCAAACCGCGUCCGCACCCAUGUCUCAAAACUCUGGCUCCGCUGGGUCAAUUGCAGCGACCACGCCUGCUCCUACUCCCUCCAACAACGGUGCAGCUGCCGGACAGAAGGCCGUCACCUCGUCGACAUCCGGCACUACGGCGUUGUCCUCUGGGACGUCCGCGCCGAGCGGGUCCGCCACGCGUACGGCGCUCACCACGAGCAGCAAUGCAGCGAGCAACCAGGCAUAUUCUGGAGCGAUUGGGAUCGCCGGUCUGCUCGGGCUCGCGGGCGCGGCGCUCCUUGGUUGA